This is a messenger RNA of Anastrepha obliqua, 2309 nucleotides long. Its product is annotated as protein croquemort. Gene Ontology annotation, cellular component: cytoplasm; membrane. The transcript is spliced from 6 exons. The record is from RefSeq and is a predicted model, not a curated record. NCBI's taxonomy places the organism in Eukaryota, Metazoa, Arthropoda, Insecta, Diptera, Tephritidae. Gene Ontology annotation, molecular function: scavenger receptor activity. The coding region runs from base 508 to 1980 and encodes 490 amino acids.
UUAAUUAUCUGUAUUAAAGUUUUAGUUUGUAGGGUUUUUUGAAAUGCAUAUGUAUUUAAAUAGCGAGUGAAAAGUGUGUUGUUGCUGCGAUUUCUGAUUCACAACGUUCGAAAUUCGGUUAGAAUAAAAUGUAAAUUUUAAGUUGAUUGUGCCGAAAUAUGCAAGUCUUCAAUUAACAUUAAUAUUGAGAAAUUAUAAAGUGAUUAUCAGUGUAGAGUCGGAGAUAUUUAUGCAAUUUUUAUUGAUCUAAAUCUCAGUGGGUUGAUAUUUGUCCUUCAGUGCUAGCCAAGGCCAAUUUCCAAUAUUUCAUCUUUUAGUGUUAAAAUAGCGCUUCUAAUACGCUUAUUCAACAAAGGUUUGGACUGAAAUAUGUAGGUAUGUAUUAGCUCCUCAUCCUGAAAUAACUUGCAAAGCUGUAUUUUAACCUUUUCGUUCCCGUUACGAGAAGCGUUGAAUAGUCUUAAAAUUAUCAAUUUUCUGGAAUUAUUGCGUAGUUCACAAUAAAAAAUGUGUUGUGAGUUGUGUAGCGUCACACAGCGUAAAGCCUGGGUUUUUGGUUUUGGAACCUUCUUUGCGGCUCUGGGCGUUGCUUUACUGAUAUUUUGGAAUGGCAUUGCGGAUACCAUUAUGCAAAAUAACUUAAUGCUGAGAGUCGGCUCUGAAUCCUAUAAGAAUUGGGUAGAGGCACCAAUUCCAAUUUACUUAGAAUUUCAUAUGUUUAACUGGACGAAUCCCGCAGAGAUACGAAAUCCGAAUGUCAAACCUCACUUUGUUGAAAUGGGGCCAUAUGUAUUUCUUGAGAAACAUUUGAAGCAGAAUAUUACUUUUUAUGAAAACAAUACAGUCUCGUACUUUGAGAAACGCACUUGGUUCUUCGAUGAGCAGCGAUCUGGCGGAUCUUUGGACGAUAUGCUAACAGCGGCCCAUGUCAUAACAGCAACUGUUGCCGAUGAGAUGAGACACAGAAACAAAUUUAUUAAAAAAAUUCUGAACUUCAUGUUGAAUAAUGAAGGUGGUGAACUGUACACGACCAAAACGGUACGCGAGUGGAUUUUCGAGGGAUAUAAGGAUAAAUUAAUCGAUUUCUUAAACCUUUUCAAUACAACGAAAAUAAAUAUCCCCUACACUCGUUUUGGUUGGCUCGUAGAUCGAAACGAUUCCGCCGAAUAUGACGGUCUCUUCACGAUACAUACUGGUGUCGAUGACAUGGCCAAUUUGGGUCGUUUGACGCAUUGGAAUCAGAAGACUGAGACUGGGUUUUACAAGGCACCGUGUGGCACAGUUAAUGGAACUACCGGCGACCUCUUUCCACCACAUUUGAGUCCUCUACAGGAGAUUACUAUCUUUGCAACGGAUGCGUGUCGAUAUAUGAAUUUGGCACCGAAUGGAACUAUUGAAAGGUAUGGCUUAACGGGAUACAAUUGGGUUGGAACGACCGAAACACUUGAUUCUGGCGAAAACUAUCCGAAUCAGAAAUGCUUCUGUGAUUCAAAUUCCGACGAAUGUCCAAAAACGGGUGUCGUAGAAUGUAAAAAAUGUCGUAAUAAUGCCCCGAUUUAUGCCUCAUUUCCACACUUCUAUUUGGCUGACUCCGCCUAUUUGAAUGCUGUAUCAGGAUUACAGCCGGAUGGGAGUAAACAUAGUUUCAAUUUAGCCAUAGAGCCAACCACUGGUAUUCCGCUCGAAGUGAAUGGCCGUUUGCAAAUUAAUAUGAUGAUCCAACCAGAUCCAGAUUUCGAUAUAUACCGCGGUGUGCCGAAUUUCCUAAUGCCCAUGUUUUGGUUCGAUCAGCGUGCGGAAUUAGAUGCAAAGUUAGCCGGUAGAACGAAACUUGUUCUUGCGUUGGGUGGCUACGGAUUCUAUACUGGAAUCGGCUUUAUAUCGAUUGGUGCUAUAUUGUUCAUUGUUGGCAUAGUUUUAACUGUCACCAAGCGAUGGAAACGAAUACCAAAUGAUGAUGAAGACAUGCUUACGAAUUAAGCCCUCAGAAGAGAAGAAGUUAAAAUGUAACUUGUUUGUUAUUUAAUGAACGCAUAGCUAUGCCUAUAUAAUUUUUGUACAAAAUCACGUUAGCAGUAGCGAAAGUGCCAGAAAGUUAUUCUAGUAACGGAACAAAUCUGUGAAUACUUGCAUAUUAUACUUAUUGCUCUUAUAUGCUUAUGUUAUUAUAUAUUCACCUGCAAGCCUAUUUUGUUUUGUCUGGUUUCCCUUUGUAAAUUUUUAUAUUCGUUACAAACAAAGAGUUAUGUAGAGGAUUACGUAUUUUUAGUUAAAGAAUAAAAAAUAAAAUAAAUAUUAUAAAAAUACAA